GCUCGCUGCCGCCGGCCCGGCAGGAGUUCGAGGAGGUAUCAUCGAGGGACCUGCCUGCACGGGCACCGGAAACAUUCCUGCGGGCCCCGUCUGCUAUGGCGGUUCCAUCCUCACUGAGACCUUCUCCGUCCAUGUGAUCAGCCAUGACGGCGAUGUUGGCAUUGUGGACAUGAAGGCCGUGGGGCCCCAGUCUGCCGAAUGUGAGGGAGCCCAGUUCCAGAACGACAACAACGUGAUCAGCAUCGAGAAUGACCACGGCUGUGGCUUGACGAACUAUGAGUACUCUGUGGAGUAUUGCCCGGAUCAGGAUCAUCUCAUCAUCAACCUGGUGAAGCCUUACAGCGUCCGCGUGGUGCUUGAUAGCCAAACCUGCCCUGCUGCCGGUGAG
Molecule: messenger RNA, 388 nt
Organism: Symbiodinium necroappetens
Lineage: Eukaryota; Dinophyceae; Suessiales; Symbiodiniaceae
Source: the annotation of a GenBank genome assembly